UCUAACCUGUCUAUGGUUUCUAACCUUAAUUUUUUCAUGUGCAUAUUAGGUGUUUAUUAACAUCAUUGUAUUAUUUUAAUUAAAGAGCCCAUUCAACUACAUAAAUCCGUAUGAAUUUUAUUCACAAUGCAGGUUUCAGACGUCAAUAACGUUAAAAUAUACAAUUUAAGUGUAGGAAAGUCCUUACCGGAGUGGUUGUCUGAACGAAAAAGAAGGGCUCUUUUAAAGAAAAAUGUUGAUCUCAGAAAACGAAUUGAGCUUAUUCAAGAUUUUGAUAUGCCAGGAGUUAGCAAUACUGUAAAAGUAUCUAAGGAUGGUCAAUAUAUUUUUGCAACAGGAGUUUACAAACCAAGAAUCAAAUGUUUUGAUGUUAAUAACCUUUCUUUAAAAUUUGAAAGAUGCUUUGACUCUGAAGCUGUGACCUUUGAGGUUUUAAGUGAUGAUUUUAGCAAAGUGGUGUUUCUACAAUGUGAUAGAUACAUAGAGUUUCAUGCUGCACAUGGAAGAUACUAUAGACUCCGUGUGCCAAAAUUUGGCAGAGAUAUGCAGUAUCAUUAUCCAUCUUGUGAUUUAUUUGUAGUUGGAGCUACUCCUGAGAUUUACAGACUUAAUUUGGAAAGGGGACAGUUUUUAUCACCUUUUUGCAGUUCUUCUGUAGAAAUUAACAAAUGCGCAAUUAAUCCCAUACAUAAUUUAAUAGUUUGUGGAACUCAGGAUGGAAAAAUCGAAGGUUGGGAUCCUCGUACAAAAAAUUGUGUUGGAACAUUAGAUUGUGCUUUUAGUUGUAUAAACGAAAACAAAGAUUUAGAGGGAUUUCCCUCUGUUACAGCUUUAAAAUUUAAUGGAAGUUUAACUCUUGGAGUAGGAAGUGCUACAGGGCAAAUUUUACUUUAUGACAUAAGAUCAAACAAACCUUUCUUUAUUAAAGAUCACCUAUACAAUUUACCAAUAAAAGAUGUGGAAUUUCAUUACAAUCAAGAUCUUGUUUAUUCACUGGAUGCAUCUGUCUUAAAAAUAUGGAAUAAAAAUGAUGGGAAGUUGUUUACAUCAAUCGAANAUAUUACCGAAAAUAAAAAAUAUUUCAUUACAAUUUGCUGA
This is a messenger RNA of Agrilus planipennis (emerald ash borer), 1098 nucleotides long. RefSeq names its product nucleolar protein 10-like. Gene Ontology annotation, biological process: maturation of SSU-rRNA from tricistronic rRNA transcript (SSU-rRNA, 5.8S rRNA, LSU-rRNA). The record is from RefSeq and is a predicted model, not a curated record. NCBI's taxonomy places the organism in Eukaryota, Metazoa, Arthropoda, Insecta, Coleoptera, Buprestidae. Gene Ontology annotation, cellular component: nucleolus; small-subunit processome; 90S preribosome. The transcript has 5 exons. Gene Ontology annotation, molecular function: protein binding. The coding region runs from base 127 to 1098 and encodes 323 amino acids.